Episyrphus balteatus (marmalade hoverfly) is the source of this 2151-nucleotide messenger RNA. RefSeq names its product venom carboxylesterase-6. Bases 169 to 1938 code for a protein of 589 amino acids. Lineage: Eukaryota; Metazoa; Arthropoda; Insecta; Diptera; Syrphidae. Gene Ontology annotation, molecular function: hydrolase activity. The transcript is spliced from 6 exons. The record is from RefSeq and is a predicted model, not a curated record.
GCAGGUAUAACUAACAAGCAACUUGGUAAACAACAAUAAAAUCAACUAAAAGUGAAACUUCUUACUUAAAGGCUAUACGGUCUACCUGGCGUUAUAUUAUAAACAUUCAAGUUCAAAUAAUCUGAGUCUUUGGUUUAGCACCUCAGUUGUUGUUAAACAUCGCUUAGAAUGUGUUCGGUCAAAACAUUUCGGUCGCGGAUUUAUUUUACCUUACUGAUAGGUUUAUCAGUUCUUUGUGAAAAAGUGCAUUGUCGAACAUCGGAUAUUUUAAAAGUUGAACUUAAUCAUGGUGGAAUUUUGGUUGGUAGACAUUUAACAUCACAUAACGGUCGACAUGUGCGGGCAUUUAUGGGAAUACCCUAUGCGGAGCCACCUGUUGGUGAAUUAAGAUUCAAACCCCCAGUUCCAAAAGCACCAUGGUCAGGUGAAAAACUCGUAACCCGUGACUCCCCAAUAUGUAUCCAAAGAGAUCCCUUCCGCCGAGAUGAAUUAAUCGAAGGCAGUGAGGAUUGUCUUUACAUCAAUGUAUACAUUCCAGAGAAACCUCGUAAAUCUGGCCCACUGCCAGUCAUGAUAUUCUUCCAUGGAGGAGGUUGGGAAUGUGGUUCCGGAAUAAGUGCAUUUUAUGGACCAGAUUUCUUAAUGGAUCAUGAUGUAGUCUAUGUGAGUGGAAAUUUCCGUUUAGGUCCACUCGGAUUUCUCAGUACGGAAACAACAGAUUGCCCCGGUAACAAUGGGCUCAAGGAUCAGUUAUUAAUUUUAAAAUGGGUACAAAGUAAUAUCGCUGCAUUUGGCGGCAAUCCAGAUAUGGUAACAAUUUUUGGAGAAAGUGCUGGAGGCGCUAGUGUCACGUACCAUAUGAUGUCUGAAAAAUCGAAGGGCUUAUUCCACAAGGGUAUUUCACAAUCGGGAACUUACUUUAAUCCAUGGGCCCAACCUGCACACAAAGGUGUAGCUGCAUCUCGAGCUAAACGCUUAGCUAAUAUGCUUAAUUGUGAUAAGGGCGAUUGGUCAGAUAUUCUUAGUUGUUUGAGACAAAGAUCAGCCAGUGAUAUCACAGCAACGGUCUAUGAAUUCUUUGAAUGGGACUACGAUCCAAUGAUUCCAUUUCCUCCAGUUGUCGAGCCUGAUAGCCCUGAUGCAUUUUUAACAGCUCUCCCGAGAAGUGAAGAACUUCCUCAUGGUUUUAAACUGCCAUGGAUGGCAGGAGCAACUUCCGAAGAAGGUGCUUUGAAGACAGCUGGUCUGUUAAAUAUUCCAGGAUUAUUGGACGAAUUCAAGUUGAAGUUCAAUGACGUUCUUCCUAUAAUUCUCAAUUACGAUCAUCAUCCAAAAGACGUUCAAAGACGAAUUACAGAUAGGAUCGAUAAAUUCUACUUUAAUCGAUUGCAUGAUUUUGACAAAAAGAACCAUCAAAAUCUGACAAAUCUCAUGACUGAUGGAUGGUUCACUGCUGGAUUAGAUGAAUACCUUCGAUUGCGCGUUGAUGCUAUUACAAAACAGAAAACUUCUGUCGGACCAACCUACGUGUAUUUGUUUGACCAUAAAGGUGCAGCUAGUUUUACAGAAAUCUUUGAAGGCGGAAAGGAAGACUAUUAUGGUGUUUGUCAUGCCGAAGAACUUCAAUAUUUAUUCCCAAUCGGAAGGGAAUUGUUUGUGACAGCGUCACCAACCAAUGAAGAUCUCCAAAUCCGUGAAACCUUACAAACUAUGUGGGUAAAUUUUGCAUGGUAUAGUGAUCCUACUCCAAAUUCAUCCGAUCUGCCAAAAUGGAAUCCAACUGAAAAAUAUCCUGUGAGUUUCGUGCGAAUUGGAAAUCAAGACGACGAAAAUUGGAAACUUCUCAGCUUUGAAGAAGGCCUUUUACAAGAACGAGUAGACUUUUGGAAUGAUCUUAAACCUCAUGUCCCAGCUAAUGUAUUUAAAGAUGAGCUUUAGUUUAUGUAUACAUUUAAACCUAUAGUAAAAGCAUCAUGUGAAGUUUCGUGUAGUUACUUAAGUAUUAAUUCUCUAUGCAACUUUCAUUGUAGAUUAUUUUAUUUUCAUCCAACAAAUUGUUUAGUUAUUAUAGUAACUUUAAGCCACUUGCAAUAGAGUCUUUUGACAUUAGUCUAUAAUGUAUUUAGCAUAAUAUAAUAAGUGCUCUCUAUA